This is a messenger RNA of Linum tenue, 1169 nucleotides long. NCBI's taxonomy places the organism in Eukaryota, Viridiplantae, Streptophyta, Magnoliopsida, Malpighiales, Linaceae. The record is from the annotation of a GenBank genome assembly.
CAAUUUUUCAUGCCUCUACUUCCAAAUUCCAACUGAUCUCUCCGGAGCUCAGCUUCCUGCCGACUUCCACCCCUGUCUCUGUUCAUAAUCACAUGUCUUCGCUCAUCGCGGCCGCGGGUCACCACAAAGUCAUUCGUCGGCACUCCAGGCUCUCGGCGAUGAAAAUUUUCACCUCCGACUCGCCUCCUGUUUUUCCAAGUAGCUUCUUUGCAUCUAAAGUAAAUUACGCCCUCAAGCUGAAGGAUUCCACAAAAUUUCUGCCUUCUCGUCGUUUGUUGGCUCGACCAAGUUCGAGACGGGGUCCCGAUUUCAGUCCGGCUGGGGACGAUGGCUUCCUCGGCGACUCUAGGGAUUGGAGCCGUUCGAUUGGUAGGUCGGCGUUGGUAGAAGACAGUUACGGCGAUGAUGUUGAUUAUGAAGAGGAAGAAGAGGAGGAGGAUCGAAGUCUCGAUCUGUUCGUGAAAUUCGUUCAAAACGUAUACCGAAAGAUUGCUAAACGAGCGAGGAAGGCCCUGCGGUCAAUUUUGCCAGCCAUCAUUUCUUCUAAACUGGUAGGGUUUUCGGUCGAUGGGGUGAUAGUGCUUGCGUUCUUGUGGGUUCUGAAAGCGUUUCUUGAGAUCCCAUUUGUGGUUUCUGAUUAGGCCGGUCUGAGAGCAGGUGGUUUGUACGCUUGGAACUGUGGUCUUCGUAAGUAUUCUACUGACUCGUGUUGUAUGGACCGGCGUGACCUAUUUACAAGAAAGCCAUGUACUUAGGAUGAAUGGGCAAGAUGAUGAUCCGCGUGCUUGGACUGGUUCAAGGUCAGCAACUUGAGGGGCUUCUGGCUUGUUUGAUACCUUUCAUUGUUGAACUACAUCGAUUCUUUUGCUCAGCGAGACAUCAGAUCUUAUAGAUGGAAAGGCGUCAACUGAAGACACUGCCAUUAUCCCAAAAAGAGGUAUGAUGGUUGCAGUAGGGGUUUAUGGUCUUGCUAGUAGCAAAUAAUUACUCUUCCUGAAAAAUUCUUUCUUUUGCCCGCUGUUAUAGCAUCUGAUAUGGAAUACAGAGAGUAGUGUAUAUGAGAACAGGAUAGUGCAUGGAAGAACAUUUGUCCAUCUCCACCCUUGUCAUGUCAGAAGGAAAGACGAAUUCCAAUUGCUAAUGUCUAUUUGGUCAUAUGAUAUACAAGU